Molecule: messenger RNA, 1875 nt
Organism: Emericellopsis cladophorae
Lineage: Eukaryota; Fungi; Ascomycota; Sordariomycetes; Hypocreales; Bionectriaceae
Product: Arylsulfotransferase (ASST)
Exons: 1
Coding region: 1-1875 (624 amino acids)
Source: RefSeq, a predicted model, not a curated record
AUGCGUCUCACAGCCGUCGUCACAGCGCUGGCGGCACUCAGCCUCGACCUCGUCGCAGCCGCAGCCGCAGCCGACGCGGACGUCUUCUCGUCGCAACAUCUCUACGACUGGGGCUGGUACGGCCUGUUCCCCUACACCAACUUCAAGUCGUACGCCAAAGGCGGCAUUCCCCGCGUCAACUUCCUCAGCUGGGACGAGCGAUGCAUGAAUGGGUACUACCUCUACACGCCCAAGGGACGCGCCGUCCCCAAAGACCAGGCUGGUCCGCGAAUCAUGGAUGGGAAGGGCAAUCUCGUCUGGUCCGGUGUCGAGGACUUUGGACAGGCGGCCGACCUCCAGGUGCAGGAGUACAAGGGCAAAAAGUACCUCACCUUCUGGAAGGACACGGAGGGCAUCAGCAUGGGCUGGGGGCGCGGCAUUCACUACAUGUUGGACGAGAAUUACCAGGUGUACAAGACGUUCCGCCCCGUCGGCGAGGGCAUGAUGAGCGACCUGCAUGAGUUCCACAUCACAGAGGAGGGCACCGUCCUGCUGACCGCGUACGCGCCCCUCACCUGGGACCUCAGCCCCAUUGGCGGGCCGCAGGAGGGCUGGAUCAUGGACAGCUGGUUCCAGGAGAUCGACAUUGAGACAGGCAAGCUACUCUUUGAGUGGCGGGCCAGCGAGAAUGUGCCUCUGGAGGACACGGUCCGCUACUUUGCCGGUCGCGACGACGGGUUGACCCCUGAGAGGGGCUUCGACUACUUCCACAUCAACAGCAUGGACAAGGAUAAGAGCGGAAACUACAUUGUCUCGGGUCGCCACACACAUUCGAUUCACGGCGUGUCGCCCGACGGCCAGCUGCUCUGGACGCUCGGUGGCAAGGCCAACCAGUUUGAGGACCUCUCGGGUGGCAAAGCCAUUGACUUUGCGUACCAGCAUCACAUUCGCAUCGACGACAAUGACGUGAUCACCAUGUUUGACAAUGCAAAGGCCGAGCGCGCCGGCCCUGCACUCAAGUACGACUUCUCCCGUGGUCUUGUGAUCCAGCUCGAUCAGGAGAAGCGCACCGCCAAGUUCCUGCACGAGGUCUUCGACCCUGCGCAUCGCAAGUACGCCGACUCCCAGGGCUCAGCGCAGCUGUGGGACGGCGGAAAGUCCAUGCUGGUCGAUUAUGGCUUCUUCCCCUCCUUCACCGAGUUUGACACGGACACGAGCGAGGUCCUCUGCGACAUGCGGUUUGGGCCCUCCCUCAUGUUCCCCAUUGGGUCCGUCAACAGCUAUCGCGCUUCCAAGGGCAACUGGGUCGGGAAACCGCUCAAGAGACCGCACAGUCUCUACAAUCCGGCCGAGGGUAUCUUGUACGUGAGCUGGAACGGCGACACGGAGACGGACAAGUGGGUUCUGCAAGGCGCAGACCACAGCACGGCCGAUAGCGGUCCGUGGACAGACAUCAAGGAGAUGCGCAAGGACGGCAAGUUUGAGGUCAGCUUUGCCAUUGACGCGAGCAUGCCCCCCUGGCUGCGCGUCGCGGCCGUCAGCAAGGACGGCGAGACGCUCUACCACUCGCAGAAGCUGAGUCGCGAGCUCGGCAACGUGCCACUCCCCGACGUUCUAGGCAAUGUUCUCCAUGCCAUGCGGUGGAUCUAUACCCUUGUCGUCACCUGCCUUGCCCUCUAUGCCUGGGACUCGACGCGUCGCUGGCGAUCGACCCUUGCGCGCGUCGCGGGCAAGACGUGGCAGGUUGUGAAGCCAAAGCUGCGUCGGAUCUUCUUUUGGUGGCUGCCACGCAGUGUGCGCGUGCCGACGUGGAUGCGCGGCGGGCUUUGGAAAGCAAAGGGGAAACCACACGAGAUGCAACCGCUGUACGACGCGGACGAAGAGCAGCGUGUAUGA